Molecule: messenger RNA, 2393 nt
Organism: Thlaspi arvense
Lineage: Eukaryota; Viridiplantae; Streptophyta; Magnoliopsida; Brassicales; Brassicaceae
Source: the annotation of a GenBank genome assembly
AUGGUGGACUGUUCUUGCUCUGCUGAUCUGUAUUUGACAAGUUUUGAACCUGGUCUAUGUGCAACAGCUUAUGAGAUCUUAUCUGAUGAAGAGAAGAGGAAAAACUAUGAUCUUUAUGGGGACGAAAAGGGACAGCCUGGGUUCGAGUCGGGAUUUCCCGGAGGUAGUGGUGGGUAUUCAUACUCCUCAAGUGGUGGACAGAGUGGUGGGUUCGGUUUUGGAGGACCGGGUGGAUGGCAGAAUAUGGGAGGUGGGGGCGGUUCCGGUUCGAAAUCGUUUUCCUUCUCAUUUGGCGGUCCUGGUGCAAGUUCCUCCGGUUUUGGGAUGGAUGAUAUCUUUUCCAUGUUUUCGGGAGGUGGCUCUAAAGGAAGGGAUCAGUUUGGUGGAUUUGGUGGCUUUGGUGGCUUUGGUGGAUCAAGGAAGGCUGAAUCUGGAUCAAAGAGUGGUACGGUAGCAACUAUCAGAACUAUAAAUCCUCAGGUUUAUAAGAAGGAAAUUGUGGACCAAGGGAUGACUUGGCUUAUCCUGUCGUAUCUUCCAUCUCAAAGGGGAACCCAGUACCAUGAGUCGACCAUUGAGGAAGUUGCUGAGUCGUUGCAAGGAGCUUUAAAGGUUGGGCGUAUAAAUUGCGAAACAGAAUCCUCUCUUUGCAAACAACUUGGCAUAGUUCCUCGUAGGGCUCCAAGGUUGUUUGUUUAUUCAUACACAUCAAGUGGCAAAGCUACCUUAGCAGAAUAUACUGAAGAGCUUGUUGCAAAGAAGUUGAAAAGCUUCUGCCAGGAACAUCUACCGAGAUUCUCAAAAAGGGUUGACCUGAAUGCCUUCGAUGUCUCUGCUGUUGGGUCACAAAGGACUCCUAAAGUUCUGCUUCUGUCAACAAAGAAAGAUACUCCUGUCAUCUGGCGUGUUCUUAGUGGCUUGUACAAUGGACGCUUUGUCUUCUACAACACAGAGGUCCAUGAUACUUCUGACCCGAAGAUUCAGAAAUUGGGGGUUGACGCGUUCCCAGCAAUAGUAGGCUGGCUCUCGAAUGGGGAGAAGCAAGUCUUGAAAACAGGCAUCACUGUGAAAAAUCUGAAAUCAGCCGUCCAGGAAAUUGGUAAAUUGCUAGAAGGAUUUGAGAAAAAGAACAAGAAGGUCGCUUCUAAUAGUCAGUCGGGCAAAGCACAAAGCGAGCCCGUAGAGAAGAUACAUGUUCUCUCGAGAACAAAUUUCGAGUCCGUUUGCGGAGAAAACACUCCUGUUUGUAUUAUCGGUGCCUUCAGAUCUUCACAGGGUAAUGAGAAGCUGCAGUCAAUAUUGUCCAAGGUGUCACAGAAAUCACUGUCUCGACGACAAGCUUCAGCCACUGGUUCUCAGGACACAGUUUCCUAUUCUCUUCUAGACGCGGCAAAACAAUCUUCGUUCUUGAGUUCACUUGACAAAUCAGAGUUCAAAACAUCUGAUAAGCUUCUAAUAGCUUACAAGCCUCGAAGAGGCGACAUGACUAUGGAGGAAGUUGAGAAAUUCGUAGCGGCUGUUCUUAACGGAGACAGAUGUACAUCGUUUUGUGGAGAAGAAAUUUCAUGUUUCCUGUGGUGCAAGCUACUUCUGGAGGCUCUUGUACUUGCAGAGAAAUCUUUCAUGGGUGAAACGAUUCUGAUGGACAACACAGAUGGAUCACAAGACACCCAAGAGCUAAAAUGUUUCCAGACUGUGACUUGCUAUCAGGCCGUAGUGAAUAACUUGGAAGACGCACAUGAACAGAUCGAUAAGGCCAUAUCGAUGGCUUUGAAUGAAAGCAAACCUGUGUAUAUCAGCAUCAGCUGCAACUUGGCUGCAACUCCCCAUCCUACAUUCCGAAGCGAUCCCAUCCCAUUUUCUCUCUCGCUAAAGUCGAGCAACAAGAUGGGUCUAGAAGCAGCGGUGGAAGCAACCGUGGAGUUUCUCAACAAGGCCGUGAAACCGAAGAGCAUCAUCUUCCUUAUCAACAAUGGUGGCUACACCAUCGAGGUUGAGAUUCACGAUGGACCUUACAACGUGAUUAAAAACUGGAACUACACUGGUUUUGUCGAUGCGAUCCAUAACGGUGAAGGUAAAUGUUGGACGACUAAGGUGAAAUGCGAGGAGGAGCUAGUAGAUGCAAUUAAGGUAGCGAGUGAGUCAAAGAAGGAUUGUUUAUGUUUCAUUGAGGUGAUUCUUCACAAGGAUGACACAAGCAAAGAGUUGCUCGAAUGGGGCUCACGCGUUUCAGCCGCCAAUAGUCGUCCUCCGAAUCAUGACUAGACAAGAGACAAGGCCUAGAUAACAAUACAUUUCAGAUGAAGAUAUCAGAAAAGAGUAACUAUUUAUUUCCGACGAUUUUGGAUUUCCUUCUUGAGAAAAUUCAAUAGGUUGUUCAAAUUCAUUAAUUC